AUGCAUACAAGCACCCCGGCCCUCUUCCCCCCAUCCUCUGGCCUUGUCGCCGUGUUUCCAACGGCACCGCCAUUGGAGUUGGCCGUGGAUCCUAUUGGUGCUCAAGUGGUACCGGCAAUGGAUGCAGUGGUGAAGGUGUUUUGCAUUCACACCGAGCCCAACUUCUCGUUGCCUUGGCAGAGAAAAAGACAGUAUAGUUCCAGCAGUAGUGGGUUCGUGAUCAGCGGGAGAAGGGUUUUAACAAAUGCGCAUUCAGUCGAGCAUUACACUCAAGUUAAAGUUAAGAAACGUGGGUCUGAUACCAAGUACUUGGCUACUGUCCUUUCUAUUGGAACCGAAUGUGAUAUUGCAAUGCUUACAGUUAACGAUAAUGAGUUCUGGGAAGGUGUGUCACCAGUGGAAUUUGGAGAAUUACCUGCUCUUCAAGAUGCUGUAACUGUUGCUGGUUACCCCAUUGGGGGAGAUACGAUUUCUAUAACAAGCGGAGUUGUAUCACGUAUAGAAAUAUUGUCUUAUAUUCACUUGUCAACAGAGCUCCUUGGCUUGCAGAUAGAUGCUGCUAUAAAGUUUGGAAACUCUGGUGGGCCUGCUUUCAAUGAUAAAGGCAAUUGUGUGGGAAUCGCAUUUCAGUCUCUCAGACAAGACGAAGCAGAAAAUAUAGGGUAUGUGAUACCAACACCAGUCAUCCAGCAUUUUAUCCAAGACUAUGAGAAGAAUGAAGCCUAUACUGGAUUCCCUAUUUUGGGGAUUGAGUGGCAAAAAAUGGAAAACCCUGAUUUGCGUAAAGCAAUGGGCAUGAAACCUGAACAGAAAGGUGUUCGAAUCAGAAGAGUUGAUCCCACAACUCCAGAAUCUGGGGUUUUGAAGUCAUCAGAUAUUGUGCUCAGCUUUGAUGGGGUUGAUAUUGCCAAUGAUGGAACGGUUCCUUUUAGGCAUGGAGAACGCAUAGGUUUUAGUUACCUAGUGUCACAAAAAUAUACUGGGGAUAGUUCAGCUAUUGAAGUUCUACGUAAUUCUGAGAUUCUAAAUUUCAACAUCAAACUUACAUCAUCCAGAAGGGUUAUUCCGGCACACAACAGGGGCAAACCACCUUCAUAUUAUAUAAUUGCAGGAUUUGUGUUUACAACUGUAUCUGUUCCUUAUUUACGUUCUGAGGUAUGUUGUUUUCUUUUUAUAGUGAGAUUUUAUGAUUAUUUAGAUCAUAAAAAGUGUAGAACUUUGAAUUUUCAUCAACUACAUGGUAGUAGUCAAUUUGAUUUUUCAAAAGUUAGUGACAAAAUUGCUUAUCUGUGGAGUUUCCAAAUUAACUAUGCUGUAUUUGUAAAUUUUGCUCAGUAUGGGGACAAUUAUGAAUAUGAAGCUCCAAUGAAUCUAUUGGACAAACUCUAUCAUGCAACGCUGCAGUCACCCGAUGAACAGCUUGUUGUGGUGUCUCAGGUUCUUGUAUCUGAUAUCAAUAUUGGAUAUGAGGACAUUGUUAACACUCAGGUCCUUGCCCUUAAUGGUAAGCCGGUGGCGAAUUUAUGGAGAUUGGCUGAGAUGGUAGAGAACUGCGAUGAUGAGUUUUUGAAAUUUGACUUGGAAUAUGAACAGAUAGUAGUGCUUCGAACAAUGACAGCAAAAGCAGCUACUCCGGACAUUCUUGCAACCCACUGUAUACCAUCAGCAAUGUCUGCUGAUCUCAAAGCAUUGAGACCAUGGACUUAAUUUAUUGAUUUUUUGUA
Messenger RNA from Gossypium raimondii (Peruvian cotton), 1724 nucleotides. RefSeq names its product protease Do-like 9. Bases 1 to 1707 code for a protein of 568 amino acids. The transcript is spliced from 9 exons. NCBI's taxonomy places the organism in Eukaryota, Viridiplantae, Streptophyta, Magnoliopsida, Malvales, Malvaceae. Gene Ontology annotation, biological process: proteolysis. Gene Ontology annotation, molecular function: serine-type endopeptidase activity; protein binding. The record is from RefSeq and is a predicted model, not a curated record.